UGAUUCUCCCUUUGUCUUGGACGUUCAUCGCCAUGUUCGCUGCGACCGAAUCUGGCGCGACUUCUCCGGUGUCUGGCCGGUGUCUCGCUUGUGGUCCACGACCUUGUCGAGCUUCUGAAGGACGUAAAGCAAGAUCAAAAUGUUCUGCGACUCUGCAGGCCACACCUGUGUUUCUCACGUACUCUGGCUGCGUGGCCUAGACUAGCGGUGGUGCGUUCCUUGCUGGCUUCCGAGCGCGCCCGAUGUUCGCUCAACGUGCUGCGACUAGCAGCGGUGUGUACUCGGACGCACAGCAAAGGAAAGAAGGUCUCGGAACCUGCGUGGACACGCCGGAAUGCAUCAGCGAAACGUCAUGAACUGCUUUUCGCCCGUCGAUCGCGAGCGUGGGAGCAUGUGGGGGACGAGUUCUGUCCGUCCGGGGCUAUAAGAGGGGAAGCAUUAUGGGCCCGUGGGGUACCCUCGCCUCUUGCCUCCCACCACCAUCGCCAUGUCCUCCCCCAACGGUCGCCGCCUCUCUGCUCGCAGGGGCUCCAACUCCGCCCCCGACCCCUUCGCGCGGCACCUGUCGAACGCGGGGCAGGCUCCCUCGAACAGCAUCCUUACCCUCGUCAAGGUGCCGGCUCAACUCGAGCCCACCAACGGCCAUGCUCACCGCAAGCGCGCGUCGUCCGACAUGAGCAACAGCCGCGUCAGCUUCGCACACUCCUCCUUUGAGCGUGCGCGUCCCGGCCAGCGUACCCCCUCCAGCCCAACCUCAUCCCCGCGAAUGCGGGCCAACUCCGGCUCCCGCGAGCGCACCCACUCGCUCUCCCUGUCCUCCAGGCCGAACCUCACCCCUGAUCAGCUCUACGAUCUCGUGAAGCACAACAAGCAGUUCCGCAGUCGCCCCCAGUCGAACGCGACGGAGAUGCCCCUCGAGCCCGCGACGUUCACCCCGCUCGCGGACUCAGUUUACCUCCCCUUCGUCGACAGGCCCACCGAGAUCGCUGCCCUCGUCUCCACCCCACCCACCGCGAGGCUGUUCGCUUUGCUGGCGCAGACCUUCCCUAAAUCAACGGAUUCAGUGGAGGAUCGAGACCCGGCGACUUGGGACUAUAAGAAGCUCCAUCACUAUCUGACAACCGCGACGCGCGAAACAGAUCCAGAUCCAACGUUCGUCGCCAACAUCCGAAAGUGCAUCCUCCCCCGCUCCGAGCUCAUCUGGGAGCGCAUUAAGGGCGCGCUGGGUGUGCCCCCGGAGCUCGACCAUGACGACCCUGCGGAGGCUUCUGAUCUCUCAUCCGAUGAGGGUAUGAAGGCCCGUGGCCACUGGGAGGGGUGGGACACUGCGUGGGAUUCGCCGGUGGUCGAGCGUAAACAGUACUUUGCGGCGGGAGACGCGGUGUCGCCGACACCCCAGGGUGCUUCUCCGGGCGCGCCUGUGACGAUCACGACUCAGGCGGCCUCUCCGCCGGUCGAGGAUGGAUUCACGAGCAGCAGUGAUGACGAACUCGACUCUUCACUCACUGUCGAGACGCUGGUUGCAUCUGGCUCGCCGACGCCCAUUUCUCCGCGGUCACCCGGCCUAGGCCUCAUCACUGAGGCUGACGAGGAGGAGCUGAAUGAGGCCGCAGAUGCGAGCCCGCCGGCGCAGGAGCCUAUCGCGGGCCUCCGGUUCCGCACGAACUCGUCCAAUGCGCCGACUUCGCCCGCGCGCAUGUCAUCGUCGAUCCUCUCCAGCCUGCCCUCCACAUUCUCCGACACCUCGGUAUCUUCCCUCAGCGACGGCCUCGGGCGCAGCUUCACGUCGACGCACUCCCUCUCGCGCUCGCCCGGCAGCGCGCUAUCGUAUUCACCGGAGACGCCGCCGCCGUCCAUCGGCAAGCGGCUGGGGCACCGCAGCAGCUUCGGCAGCUUCGCGAGCAUCCACAGCAUCUCGCUCAGCGAUCGGGGGAGCAUAGGUGGCGAUGGGGGCUAUGGGGGCUUGGAGCGCAAGGCCCCGCUGUUCGUCAGCAGCUUCGCGGGCAUGGGCGCGCGCAGGCGAGGCUAAGCCUCUGACAGUUUCACUCCAUGCAUUUCAUCCUGGAAUAUCGCAUUCAUACACGCGAACUUUUUCCCCACUCUCUUCAAGGACUGUAGAUAUGUGUACAAUUACCGGAGGCGCGGCUGCGCGUCCCAAGGCAAAAUGUAGUAUAAGGGCUUGGUACUGGUAUCAUGUGUCUUUCUGUUUGUAAUUGGUAUGGAAGCUGUGCUUUCCGUGGUCAGACUUGUUGAUUGCCAACGUCGUCCAAGACAGGGUUCGUUAGCUCUGUUGAAAGUGAUUGGUCCUGUGUUAUCAGACAGGGUGGCAAUGCAGCUCGAUUGGGCGCGCAGACGCGCGCAACGUAUUCUGCAU
Molecule: messenger RNA, 2374 nt
Organism: Schizophyllum commune H4-8
Lineage: Eukaryota; Fungi; Basidiomycota; Agaricomycetes; Agaricales; Schizophyllaceae
Exons: 2
Coding region: 488-2029 (513 amino acids)
Source: RefSeq, a predicted model, not a curated record